CAGAUUUAGGAAGAUCGGGAAUUUUAGUCAGAUUGCUGUCACAUUUAACGUAAAAUGUUUACUGCUGAAUGAACUUAUCAAAAUAACUAUUUGUGGUAUAUUUUAUCAUAAUGUAAUCAACUAAUAUGUUUACAUUUUAAUGUCGUACAGUUGUUACAUCUUUGAUCAUCCUAGUCCCGUUGAUUAGGACAGGUGGAACACAUUUCGAAAAGAAACAACAUGGGAAUCUUCGCCAUAUUUGCUCUGGUAAUUGUAACAUCAACGUUUUCAAAAGGGCGUUUUUAUUCUGCAAAUGGAAAAAAUUGGGAACCGAGGAAUGAAGGAGACUGUUCAAGAUUUGUGUACGAGUAUAGUAUUUUAGAGAAAUUGAUUUUACUCGAAACAGAAAAUGUUAAAUUACGAGAAAGAAUUGAGAAUCUUGAGAAACAAAGGAAGAAUCCAUCAAAAGUAUCGGUACAUGUGCGACUAUCAAAAACUACACCCUUGAGUGGAACAGAGAGAGUAAAAUAUGACCUGGAGAUAUCCAACAUUGGAGGAGGCUACAAUUUGAAAAAUGGUCAUUUUACUGCUCCCGUGCCAGGCAUUUAUCUCAUACAUGUUCAGUUAUGUCUGGGCCAGUCAAGUCAAUGGAUGGAUUUAAAUAUUGUUAAAGAUGGUGCAGUAAUUGGUCGAGUGUUUUCUGGAGAUCGAUCCUACCACUCUUGUGGUUCGGAAACAUUAAACAUACAUCUAAAGAAAGGUGACAAUAUCUGGAUUGUAAGGGAAGCCGGCUCAUCUACAAGUGUAAAUCAGGAUCAUGGAUGGAACUCUUUCAAAGCUUUUUUAGUUCUCGAGGACUGAGAUGCUGUUCAACGAAUUUGUUAAAGAAACCCUUAAGUAGUUGUUGUAGGCAGAAAUGAUAAUUGUCAAGUCAAGACAUUUUUAACUUUGGAAGUAAAUCAGCCAUUAUUGAUACCACUAGUACGAAUUAUAUUAUGGUUUGCAAUAUGUUUUUCAGACAUUAAUAUAUAAGUAAACUAAUCUAAAUGGACACUUAUUUACACUUAUCUCUGUUCUGUUGCUUCGAUGAUGAAAUUUUCUUUUUGAUAUAUUUUAGAUAGGUUUAUAAGUCACUAAUGUUUCCGAAAUUAACAUGAUGAUUCUAUUUUAAAUAUAAUAUCAUACGUACUGCUAAUUGAUCAGUUAGAGCCAAUAUUUGUUUCAAUGUAUAUGCUUACACUUGACGCAGUUUUAGGAAGUAAGUGCAAAAUCAUUUAACAAAAUCACAAACAUAAUAAUUCUAUUUGCUUGGUAUGAUUAAAUAAAUGAUAGUCGGACUUACAUA
Mercenaria mercenaria is the source of this 1324-nucleotide messenger RNA. RefSeq names its product complement C1q-like protein 4. The record is from RefSeq and is a predicted model, not a curated record. Gene Ontology annotation, molecular function: protein binding. Lineage: Eukaryota; Metazoa; Mollusca; Bivalvia; Venerida; Veneridae. The transcript has a single exon. The coding region runs from base 220 to 840 and encodes 206 amino acids.